AUUCAACCGCACAGCUGGCUACCGCUUACCUUCUCCACACACCUGCAACGAAAUCACGGAUAUCCCACGAGGACUUACGCGGUAUAUCGAUUCCACCUGUUGCAAUAUUGAGCUAGGGGCACGUCGAUAUUAAGGUUUCCAGGACAUACAGUUGCUGCUUCACAGGAUUUCUUGCUUCCUGUAGAGGAUAUCCUCCCGUCACUGCUUGGAUCUGUCGCUUCGUCAUGAGGAUUUAGCUGGCAUGCUAGUCGCUUGUUCGUCGCUCAACCUUAGGUCUUGAGUUCUGAACUCGGAUUCUUCCCUAUUCUCUUCGACCCAUCGACAGCCUAACUAUCCUUCCGAUCGAUUCCUAUCAUGGGUCUCCCACAACCCAUACAUCCCUUAAGUGGCCACUGUUCUGUCAUACAUAAUGACACCCUUUACGUAUACUCUCCCGCCGGAUUCCAGUCGCUCGAGUUGGUUGAAGGAGCCAAGUGGCAAGAAUUACCUAUGGAUGUGUCAUUAACAGGCGCGCAGUGUGUGAAGGCGGUACCUGGCGGGGAUCCAAAUGCAGCACUUCUUUACGUUGUUGGAGGUUCUGUGAACGAGACUGCGUCAUCGUGGGAUUAUCCAGGAUUAAUGCAUUAUUCGUUCAACCAAGAGAAGUGGGAUUGGGUCAGGCCGGAGACUUGGGUCACGCAAAAUCGACAGAACCACGCCGCAGUUUACCUCAAUGCUUCGCAAUCGAUACUCGUCUAUUCAGGAUCCCAAACUACUGGAGAUAACGGCCCUUCCUCUUCGACAUUCGUCAUAUCGACGACCCCUCCCUUUAACGUUCGAAGUGGUGUCGCAGCCGGUAACCCUGCUGCGGUGAAACCAAUGCUAAUGCCCUGGGAUGAAAGCCACGCUGUGAUGUUUGGCGGAGGAGCUCAAAAUGAAGAAGUGUUCUUGUACAGUAUUGAAGCAGGCUGGCAGAAUCUCGGUACAACACUUACGGAGCCAAUCACGAAUAUGGAUGCCGUCCAAUGCACAGUAGUGUCUGGAGACGAUGGAAGCAAAGUCCUGGAAAGAUACGACAUGAGCGUAACCCCCAAUAAAGUAACUCGGUUUGCUUUGCUCAAUCAAGGUGGAACUGUGGCCGCCCCUGGAACGAUUGUUGGCGAGAAAGCAAAACGAAUCACUAUCAAUGACUGGCCAGCUUAUAAUGGAACCCUUGCGCCAACUGCCACAAGAGCGGGCUAUUCUAUUGCACAAGACUUGAAUGGCGUCGCCGUAAUCACUGGCGGUAGUGAAGAAGACCCCUUAUGCAUAUUCGACCAAAAAGCGAAUGCCUGGGUCAAUGCGACUGAACUCUUCAAUGGCCAAGAAGUCGUCAUCUCAUCAACUCCCUCCAGCACUUCCUCAUCCACAACCCUACCAACAUCAACUACGCCAUCGGCUACCGAGUCGUCGACUGCCGCGGCUGCAGCCCCCGCCACAACGCCUGUCAACAACAAGAGCAGGAUGUUGACAGUUCUGGGAGCUACUCUCGGAGCUAUAUUUGGUAUUGCCGCGAUCUUAAUCCUGCUGCUUUUCUGCAUGAAGUACAAGCGAGAGAAGAGAAAGAAGGCCCAGCAGUCUGGGUAUAUUGAGAAAGAUCGCCUAAGUUUCGCCGAUCGCGGAGCAGAAUUUAUGAGCGAAGCGGGCGGGUCAGUUGGACAUAACUACUCCGCAUCCAUGAAUGCAUCGCAGAGCUCAUUAGCUAUAAUUAGUGGUCGAGGAGGGAUGAAUCACAAAAGAGGGUUGGGUCCCCUGGGGAGUGAUGCAAGCACGGCAGGACUGGUCACGAAAAAGAGCCCUCUCGGAUACUCUGAACCUGUGGAGAUGUCCAAAUUCGACAUGAAGCCAGCCCCCAUCGUCACCGAGAAGUCAGUUGAGAAGAAUAUCAUGCCACAGCCGGCAUCCCGAGCAACCGCGAAUAUUGGAAGGAGUCGCAGUUCUGGGUGGAGUCGGUAUUUUGCAAAUAACGAAGCUACGAACCUUGCCCAUAUGCCAUCUGGAAGAUCGACAUAUGCUUCCGAGCGCACUAGUACCGGUAGCCAGUCACUAUACACUGAUUCGCGUAUGUAUAGCCAGCCAUCUCAGACUGUGCCUCCGCUUGAGUUGAAUUUUACAAAAUUUGAUGGCCAGCGCCUCAGUCGAGUAGCAACCGGAAGUCCAACACUCGGUAAUUCUCAAGAAAACUUGCCCAGUCAACCAAUGCAAGCAGAAAUUGCCCGAGCCAAUUCUAAUGGAAGCUCACGGUCUGGUGUCAGCCACGACGAUCACUAUGCCCGAGUGCCAGUAGAAAGCUGGACACCGAUGGGUAAUGCUAAUUACGACAAUCGACCAGCCUCCAGUAACUACACGAAUAGCGUUGUCGACCAGAACCGAGACGGGGCAAGUUCUUACUACCAUGACGGCACAAGCUCCUUCUACCCGAAGAGCAACUACAGCUCCUUCUACCCUGGCCAGCCGCGACUUGGUGAACCAGAGGAUCGAGACAGCACGGUCACGGUCUUCCCGCGUGGUGUCCCAGAUAAUUCUGGUCCGCCCCGCCCAAAGGAUGCGAAGCAAGACAUGUCUUGGUUAAACCUAGGCGCUGGGGCACACUGAACCACACAAAUAAAGUGAUCAAGACGCCUACCUUACCAUCGUGGAUGAGAUUCACGCGACCAUAAUGACUCUUCAUUCCUAAGGGGAUUCUUUUCAUCUGCCUCUUCCUUCCGAGCCAGGAUUGGAUUUAUACGGCGGAUUUCUGCAUAC
Molecule: messenger RNA, 2763 nt
Organism: Lindgomyces ingoldianus
Lineage: Eukaryota; Fungi; Ascomycota; Dothideomycetes; Pleosporales; Lindgomycetaceae
Exons: 2
Coding region: 355-2613 (752 amino acids)
Molecular function (GO): protein binding
Source: RefSeq, a predicted model, not a curated record